CACACAGUAAACCGGCUCUGUCUAUUUUUCUGACAUCGAGCCGGCGCGUAAGCUUCAGUGUGAACUUCUUAUGGUACACUCUUGCCAGACUUUGUUCCAAUCGGUUUGGGGAGUAAUCAUUCGCAUAGUGUCGUCGGGCCCUGUAAAUCACAGUGGCCCGCCCCUCUUGCCCUUGUGUCAGAGGCUUAAUGAGCGGCACACCUUGAACUUGACAAAAGUUUGACUAUCUAACAAACAUCACCAUGGCUCUCAUUUUUUUCCACUUCAUUCUACCAUCCCUGGCUCUCAUACUACCAAUGUGCUUUUACUUUCUUGCCCACUGGAAAGUAUAUCCCCAACAGCUCCCUGGCAUCCCCUACAACCAAACCGCUUCCCACCAUAUCCUCGGAGACAUCCCCGACCUCGUAACCUCGGUCCGGCUUACCAAAGAAAGGAGAGAAGAGGGGGUUAGAAGAGUAAUGCGGGAGUUGGAUCGUUUCGAACCGGAGCGCUGGCUAGUGAGGAAGAAUGUGAAAAGAGGUCGUCGACUUGCGAUGCAGGAACUGAGAAUGAUGAUCGUGCUUCUGACGCUCAGCUUCAAGUUCUUGCCGUUGCCAGAAUCGUUGAAUGGGAUGGAAGGUCGGCAAAUGGUGUUGCGCAGCCGGCAGCAGUGUUAUGUCAAGGUGGAGGUUAUUUGAAGCAACGACUGCGGCUGCUGCUUGUCCGGAUCUUAGAUGCGGUUACAGAGAUUACAAAGACGACAUGAGGUUUGCC
Molecule: messenger RNA, 753 nt
Organism: Neurospora hispaniola
Lineage: Eukaryota; Fungi; Ascomycota; Sordariomycetes; Sordariales; Sordariaceae
Exons: 2
Coding region: 243-677 (144 amino acids)
Molecular function (GO): heme binding; oxidoreductase activity, acting on paired donors, with incorporation or reduction of molecular oxygen; monooxygenase activity
Source: RefSeq, a predicted model, not a curated record